GCACUGGCACAGUAAACUCCCAGGCGUAUUGCCUUCACGUCUCUGACUAACGGGUCGAAAAGUGCAAGCUUAAUUGCAAGCUACGACUAGGGUUGGCGCCCUUCAUGACAUCUUAUAAGGCGUUCAGAACGUUAGUAUGCUUUCCACCUUGAAGAAAAUCACCGACCUGCACAAACAUUUAGGGUAUGGCCUUGACUGAAGCCCUUCCGACUACAGUGCAUUCCACGUAAACAGCUUACCUUACCGCCAAGCGUGCUCGAGCACGUAAUAUAUGACAAGUUCAAUGCACAUUACAUGUUACAUACGGAAGCCUUUCCCUGCUUAUGUACGCUGCGUUGCGCUCUGAGCCACUGAACCGGCGACGGCGACACACGAUAUUCGUUGGACAACAUUCUAGUUGGUUGCAGACGCUUUUAACCUUACUAAAAAGGAUGGGUAACUGCAUAGCCCCGUCGUCGACACCUUUGUUUGAUGCCAUUGCCGUCGGCGAUGCCAAUGCCGCCGUGGGAGUCUUGGAGGCACACCCAGCAAUGAUUAAGAACCGUCUAGGGCUUAAGCGGCGCACAGUCUACCACGCUUGCGCUGAGGAGGGCCAGCUCGCCGUGCUGGUCAGCCUUUGCGAGCAUGUCUGGCGGACCAUGCCGGAUGAGGCCGGAGACGUCCACAACCAGCCGCCGUCAGGACAAGCGCAUCCGGCCAUCUCCCAUGCCAUAAACGCCCUGGACGAGUCGGGGGUUACACCGCUGAUGGUGGCAUGCAAGCACGGACAUGUACGCAUUGUGGAGUACAUGUUGACUCAGGGCGCGGAUGCUUGGGUGGGCGAUAGGCUGAUGGGGCGGAUUGCCCUCCACCAUGCUGCCCGGGCCAACCAAGCCGAAUGCAUCCAAGCCAUCCUGUCUAGCCCGCACGUGGCGCAAACUGGCAAAGUCCGUACUACGGAGUGCAAGCUCGUGGAUUACCCCAGCGACUGUGGCUACACGCCCCUGCAUUACGCAGCUGCCUCUCGCGCCCCUGAGGCCGCAGCCGCCCUCCUAAGUCACGGCGCCGACCCCAGCGCCCGCACCUGGGACGUGGGCUUCGACUUUGUCCAGCUCGAGCCCGGCAGCACACCGCUGCACUGCGCGGCCCGCUACCAGUGCUUAGACGUUGCCAUGCUGCUGAUCAAGUAUUGGGCGGACAACCUGAGGAACCUGGACGUGACUGACCCGCGGGUCGUUGAGAACUACUCGCGUCGCAAGCCCUACCAGUUGGCGGGCGUCAAGGCUAAUCAGUCGCUGUAUCGGGUGCUGAAUCCUGCAACGCCGUACAAGUACAUUAGCGACCCAUUUGGCGAGAGCGCCAAGCCAAUCAUUGUUCCGGCAAGCAAGGCAGCACCGCUACAGCGGAUCGGCCCCAUCACAGACGAAGAUGAAUUACAGGAUGCAUCGGAUGCAAGUGCGGGCGACAACCCAGCAGCGGCUGCCGAGGCUACCAGCUCGACACCUGCCGCCGCCACCCAGGUGCCGUUCAGCCUGCCCUCGCUUCCGGACUGGUACACGGAGGCUGCGACCAAGACAUCCUCGCCGGGCACCGCCGUCGGUCUUCAGGUUCUUUCAGGGUGGGAGCCCCAGGGAUCCACGGAUUCGCCAUUGUCUGGUAACAACCGUCGAGGAAGCAGUCCGGAUUUUCAAACCGCUUACAGGUCUGUGGAGCUCGUAGACGAGGUCUCGCAGCCUCCAACAACGCCCGGCGGUCGUGUGUCCUCUAGCCCCCCUAGGAGCACCAAGCUCAAGCAUCAGAGCAGCAGCAAACACCUCACCUCUGCAUCGUCCAUCCUGCCGCCCAUCAAACUGGCGUCUUGGGGUUCCAUGGGGAGAGGACGUAGCAGCACUGUUUGCCCCAUGCCACCAACACCGCAGCCGCAGCAGUCACGGCCGCAGCAAACGCAAGCCGAGCGCGUCUGCGGCGGCGUAACGGCUAGCGUUACGACGUUUACGACCCAUGGGUCGUCUGCGCCGGCAAAAAGCCCAACAGCAGCAGCAGCAGCAGCAAUGACCGGGGCAGGUACUCGAGGCACAUCACCUGCAACUGACAAUACAUGCAGCACUUCAAGUGUAACGGCACCGGGCGGAGAUGGCGACGUCCCUAGCAGCGGAGGUGCUGGCAGUGGUGGUGGCAGUGGUGGGGGUGCAGGCGAAUCCGGUGGUUCCAGAAGCGGUAGCCCGUCGUGCAAGGAGGUACAUGCGGCCAAGGCCCGGACGCAAGACGUAAACCCUGGCCUCGCCGGCGUGUGUCCCGUAGACACGAACAAAGCAACGGAGUGGAGGAUGAGCGCGUCGGAAGCAUCCCGGAAGCUAGCGGGUAGGGGAAGCUUGGAUGCCACAAAGGAGGAGGCUGCGGCGGAGAUAAUAGCGGUUGGCGGCGGUGGCGGCGGACAUCAGAAACUACUUCCACGCAAUGGCACCAGCCCCGCGAAUGUUGGCAGCGGCGUCGGCGAUGGCAGUUGUACGGCUGCGACGAAGCCGGCUAGUACGGAUGGUGGUUUUGCUGCAGGUGGACGAGACCUAGCCAAGACCAUGUCGAGGCGACUGACUAAGAAACUCUCUUCCAUCACACGCCGUGGCGCAGUCGUGAGCAGCAGCUACGAUAAUGUGGCGGCUGCCGGAACGGGUGCCGUGGUUGUAGUUUCGAGUCGAAUGGACUGCCGGGUCAGCAGCCCUACGACAACAGCAGCCAUGUCCCCGUUGCCGAAGCCGCCGCCGCCUCCUGUGAUGUCCGCGUGGGGUGAUCAGCGUCCGCUGGGGUCAGCGGAAAGCGAGGGCAAGGGGCGUGACGAUCCCGCAAAGCUCCAUGCAGCAGAGGCCAUGGAUCUAGCCCGCGACAGCCACGCUGGGGACUGCCAACCUGUCGCUGUCAGCAUGUUUCCGCACACGCUAUCUUACCUGGAGCCCCUGACGCCUGCUGCUGCUGGUGGUGAUGGUAAUAGUGAUGAUGUAGACCCAGCAACGAAAAGUACGACGGUGGCAAACAGCAGCCCGGCUGGCCCUGGACGAUCGUUCAAACGCGGCCUAUCUCGUGGUUGGGAACACAACAACCGCAGCAGCAACAGUACGGCGGUUGAUGCCGCAGACGCCUCGCUGAGGGCCGCCAACAGCUCAGGUAUGGAUGUGGGCCCAGCAGCAGCCAUGCGGCCAGCGUCCUUCGGCGCUGAAACCAUCAUCGCCGUCAGUCGUCGAGGCCUACACCCCGCUAGCCACCACCUUUCAGAGGAUGAGAACCGCCGAGGGGAGCAGGGACUUGCCGGUUACGCGGCGUCACGUGGAGCGAGUGACCUCAGACCAACCAGGGUUCAGAGCAAGCGGCCAGAGCGAUGGGCGUGAGGCUUGUUGGGCGUUGCAGGCUCGUGGUUGCCAGACGUUAGCAGGAUGUGGGGAAUGAGAGGGGUAAAGGAGAUGAGGUGAAGAGGUGCGCCAAGUUCCACACUGGGGACCCCAGCAGUUCACGCGCAGGGAAAGGGAUGCGCGUGUUAAUGUAGGUCUCCUGGGCCGAUUUUGCCAUGGUUUGUGCGGUUGUUGGCAGGAUGGGGCUGUGGCGCCGUUGCCUGUACGAUUUAUGAUUCAUGUUGCGGCCAUAGCGGCUUUGCAUGCUGCUGGGCGACUGUCGUCCAGCAGACACACCGACGUACGUUUUACCGAACUGCAUGCAUUCAUGGAAGAUGUUGACCUUGGCUGGAAGUGCUGCCUGACGGAACGUUGCUUAUACCCAUGCACGUAUGCAUAAGGAGUGCCAUGCAUCCUUUUUGGACGGAGGGUUACUUCAGUUGGCAGUGGGAUUCUGACCUGCAGGCAGCGGCUAUCCGCUGGGCCUCCAAAGAAUCCGCAAGCGGGGCCUCCUUGCCCGCUAGCGGCUACUUAUGUAUUACAGUAUACUAACUAGUUUGGUAAUCCUUACCUGGCUUAAUUCCGUACAUUCUCGCGCAAUGGAAUUGUUUACUGCCUGUAGCAUUGCCUUUGCAUGGCUUUCUGGGUUACGGCUGUUUGCGCGUCGCUCCGUAUGACCUCCUUGUGACGCAUGCGCCUGAGGGCACGUCCGCGUGCCUAAACACCCUGAAAGCACGCUUUGACUUGACUGUUUGUGGACCGGCCAACGAGCGCAACCGCAAUUGUGUUAUUAUUGACGCUGGGCAAUGACUUAUAGCGCCCAGAAGGGCUUGUACUUUAGCCACGUCUCUGUUAGCUGCUGACAGGUGCACCGACCUCGACUUGGACGCUGCCGAUUGUUGUGGUGUGGCGAGCGCCGGUAGCUGAACCUCGGGAUGGAAACUUAAAAUAGCCUAAUGUGUGCGUCAGCAUCACUGUCAUUAUCUUGUAGGUGCUUCUGAUCGGAAGAUCGGAACGCUUACAUUUGUAAGGGGCCAUUAAAG
Messenger RNA from Astrephomene gubernaculifera, 4402 nucleotides. NCBI's taxonomy places the organism in Eukaryota, Viridiplantae, Chlorophyta, Chlorophyceae, Chlamydomonadales, Astrephomenaceae. The record is from the annotation of a GenBank genome assembly.